AUGAAAAUCAACGAGGAUAUUAUCACGAGCCUGGCGAAUCUCACCGCGCCUGCGAUCCGACAUGGAAAUGAAUUGGAGAUCACCGAGACAGCCACCCUCGCUGUUGGCUUGCUUACAGCGUCUGUUUUGGCUAAUACUGGGGGAUGCUGUUUCGUGCCUUUUCUUACCUUGCUCAACGUCGUCAUGUUAGCUUUGAGUAACCGCAAGAAGACGCCAUGGGACGACAUGCGCCCCAAAAUCGAGGCGAUGAUCAACCACAAAGUUCAGCAAUAUCACCUUGACACCAUCCACAGCCAGCUUCGCGGCCUCAUCGAAAACUUGGGGGCUGUUCGGCUCGUCUACAAGCAGUUCAACGAGGCGCCGCCGCAAAACAGGGAGCGACAGGGCGAGCUGCUCCGAUUGCACCACAACGCAUUGCUCAUGUUCCUACGAGCCUCUAUUCCGCAUUACCAGAUGGAGAGGCAUGCCGUGGUGUCUCUGCCAGACUUUGCCCUGGCAGCCACCAUACAGAUUAUGAUGCUGGGCGAUGCCCUCAAAAACGGCCUGGCGUGGGGCUACACACCGGAAUUUCUACGUGCCAUCAGAGACGAUUUGAACGCCAAGACGGGCUUGGGCACCAAGAUAAAUGCUGUACCGAAACGCACUGCCCUGCCUGGUACUAGCGCCGGCAUCGCCCCGAGAGCCAUUGGCCACGGGUUGCAGAUGCAGCUCCUCUCCGACACCAUCCGCCAGGGCGAGGCCGAAGGUUGGUCUGCGGAGCUUAUCGCCACCUGGAAGCAAGCGUACUCGGCCCUCAGCGUGCAGCGCCGCGAUGUCUCGAGCGGUGCCGGCGAAGAGGUCCUCGACUACCCCACGUACGUAGAGCAGACGUACGAGCACGGCCGCACGCUGGUCAAUCCGCCCAAGCCUGGACAGGACCUAGGGCCGGGAAGCAAGGUGGCGGCUGCGAUGCGAGCCCUCGCCGACUACGACUCCAUCAUGACCAUACACGUCAUGACGUACGCCGAGUACUGGCCGUACAUCACUGGUGAAUAUGUGGUGCCCGAUAGCGUCUUGAGGUCCAUGGACCGCGAAGUCUUCGCCGGCCCGUACGGGCGCUGGGCGGAUCGGGUGCCCUGGAGUAAGACGCACCCGGCGCCCGUGCGGCCGCGCAGCGGCAACAUCACCUCGCUCAUGGUGCUCGCUGGCGAAAGCAUCGACGGCUUCCGCCAGGCGUCGGGCGGCCGCUGGGGCGCCCACCACGGAUCAUCCAGCGAUGGGCUGCCCUACCGCAUCAACCUCGGCCCGAACGAGAUUAUCGAAAACAUCGAGGUGACCUAUGGCGAGAAGGUCGGUUCCUUGGUCUUUAUCAGCAACAAGGCCAGGUACGGGCCGUACGGGUCGCCCAGGCACACCACAACCAAGCCGAAAAAGUGGAAGCAGGCCCUGCUACACAAUGCCACGCUCGGCCUGAGCGUCAACCGCACCGGCUACGGCUUGUCGAGCGUCCAUUGCACCAGGUGGACGGGCGGUGCGGCUGCGGGGUGCGAGGGCAUCUACUUUGGCUUCCGCCCCUUGUACAUUGCUGACGACGAGCACGAGCCCGCCUCAAACUAUACCAAUGCCGCGAUUGGAGCCUUGGCCAACUGGGGAUUGACCUGA
This is a messenger RNA of Beauveria bassiana ARSEF 2860, 1641 nucleotides long. Its product is annotated as Cry protein. The record is from RefSeq and is a predicted model, not a curated record. Gene Ontology annotation, biological process: symbiont-mediated killing of host cell. The transcript has a single exon. Lineage: Eukaryota; Fungi; Ascomycota; Sordariomycetes; Hypocreales; Cordycipitaceae. Gene Ontology annotation, molecular function: toxin activity. Bases 1 to 1641 code for a protein of 546 amino acids.